AUGCAAUUCCUCAAAAUAGUAGCUAUUGCCGUCAUCUACUUCCAAGGGGUAAUUUCUGCACCGGCAAGCAUUGAGGAUCUGGACGCUGAAUGUGGCGCUCUCGGGGUCAUGAAAAUUGACAAAGACACACUUCCCCCAGGUGUGAACCCCGACAACGUCCGCAAGUGUCUGAACCAUCCAGAGAGCCUCGUCCGCGAAAAGGGCGACAAGAAGAUAUUUGAACGUCAAUGCUGGAAAGGUGGAGAGUAUGGAUGCAGCCACAACGGCUACUGUUGGAGACAGUGCGGCCCCAGCGGAAGGUGGUGCUGGGCAGCCGAGGAACAAGGCUUUUCGUUGCUCGAAUUGGCAAGAUUGCAAUGUCAUCAUGCCUUGUGGUCAAGGCAACUGCGAUGA
Metarhizium robertsii ARSEF 23 is the source of this 393-nucleotide messenger RNA. Its product is annotated as IDI-2 precursor. The record is from RefSeq and is a predicted model, not a curated record. The transcript has a single exon. Bases 1 to 393 code for a protein of 130 amino acids. NCBI's taxonomy places the organism in Eukaryota, Fungi, Ascomycota, Sordariomycetes, Hypocreales, Clavicipitaceae.